Ooceraea biroi (clonal raider ant) is the source of this 811-nucleotide messenger RNA. RefSeq lists its product as uncharacterized. The record is from RefSeq and is a predicted model, not a curated record. NCBI's taxonomy places the organism in Eukaryota, Metazoa, Arthropoda, Insecta, Hymenoptera, Formicidae.
AUGUACUCCGCCGAGGGAAGCAGCAUGAACUAUUACGUUCCGCUUCAGGACGCUGAAACUCCACCGAAGCAAUGUACCAGUAUUUCUGUUUGUGAUCUUAGCGUUUUACCCACGAGUCGUGCGGUUCGCAUACUGGGCAGGCGAUACGCGCUGACGGCUACAGGGUAUAAGUACUUGGAAAUCGGCAUCAACGUCGGUCCACCGAGCUACGUCGAGAUCGUAAUAGGCGAUCAUCGCGGGAACGAACUCAUCCUGUCUCUUCAAACGUGGAAGGGACUCUACGAACAACGAUGGGACAUUCAGAACCGUCUCCGCAAGGAUGUUCGCGGUCGUUCUAUCAGCGUUGGGCCGUUGACGGUGCGAUUCAGUGAGAGUCCAGUGUGUGAUACCAAACUCGUUUGUCUGGAUUCGUCAAACGUACGGUUGAUGAUGACCGAAUCGACGUUCUUCACCAUGAUUAACCUGGACCUCUGCAUCGAGCUGACGUACACUCAGUUGGAUCGUGUCGUCGAAAUAGUCGAUACAAAGUUCGUACAAUAUUCGAAUAUCACGUCCGCCGAGACUAAGGAUGCGUCGAACGCCAUACGCGCCAGCGAAUGCUUCAACGAUAAUCACAUUAUAGAUUGUGAGCUGUUGGCUCUAGUUUUUGGUAAACCGAUGUAUACCAACAUACAAUAAAAAAAUACUUUUACAUGUAUAAGGUAUACUGUUCUUUUCCUCACACUCAUUUUCCUCAUGUACUCGAGUAUCCUCUGUCGCAAUUGAUAGUGUCACGUCCGGGGAAGUGAGAAUGUAGACGAUCAGGUACCUG